UUUGCAGCGAUCCCGCGAUUGCUUUGCAUCGCAGCUGCGCUUGCCAGCGCUUCGGCUUUGUCGAUAUCAAUUAGACAGAACCCCGAGACUCUGUGCAUAGGCCAGGAGAACUUCCUACGCAUCGCCAACGUUGACAACUGCCUGGACUACUAUCAGUGCUAUUCCGGACGCUCGUACUUAAUGCAAUGCCCCCUGGAUACUUGGUUCAAUGAGGAGCAACAGGUUUGUGAUCGGUCUACUCCACCGGAAAAGUGCCGAGUGGAACCCGAACCAGAACUCGAACCAACGCCAGAACCAGAACCAGAACCAGAGCCGGAACCCGAAGCCGAACUAGAAACUGAAUCUGAAGCACCCGAAACAGAAGAAGAUCAACAAAACGAAAUAGAAGAUGACGAAGAUGGUCAAGAGCAAGGUGAAGGAGAUGAUGAUGAUAAUGAAGAAAAUAAUCCCGGAGAUAAUGGCAACAAUAGCAAUGAACAAGGAGACGACACUGAUGAAGGAUCUGACAGCAACGAUAAAAAUGAUACGGAUGAUAUUAAGGUCAACGAGGAGGUUGAAGAGGCAGAUGAUCAAACUGCGCAAGUUACUUACAAUGAAGAGGGUAGACAUAAACUCACAGAGGAUAAUUUCAUUACAGAGGAAAAGCGAUACAAUAAUGAAGAGAAUGAACUGGUCGCUAUGGGGCAGACUACCCACGACAUUAUACUUCUCAAUAACGUCAACGCUUACAAUGAUCAGGGGCGUUCCGAUAGCCUUGAUGACCAUAAAAUUUACAAAUUACAGAAACGGGACGAAGCCCAAGACGACGCUAAUAUUGCGGGUGAUAAUGUAGAUGAGAACGAUGCACUGGGCGAAGACAACAAUAUAGUUGAUGAUGAUAGUGAAUUAUUGGAAUUUGACGAGACUAAGAAAAUAUCACGUAGAUCUUUAAAACUGAAAGAGUGGCAAAGCGAAGCUGAAUAUGAUGAAGACGAUGAGGAUGAAGAGGUUUUUAAACUAACACGAAAAUCAGUAAAACAGAAUAAUGAUGAUAAUGAUGACGAAGAUGAUGAUGGCGACGAUGAUGAUGAUGACGACGAAAUUGAUGAUGAUGAUGAUGAUGACGAUGAAAACGAUGAUGAUGAUGGUGAUGACGAGGAUGAUGAUGAAAACGAUGAUGAUGAUGAUGAUGACGACGAUGAUGAUUAUGAUGAAUUAUGGAAGACCCGUGGUGGAUUGAAAAGAUUGCGUAGAUUUAUAACACAAAAUGAGGUUGAGACUGAAGGUUUAGAAGACGAAAAAGAAAAAGAUUUCGAUGAAGUUAAAGGCAUCAACAAGUUUUUCAAAACAUUAUUUAGAACAUUUGCAUAAAACGUUGGCGUUCUUUCAAAAGCAUAUCCGACAGGAGUGCCAGCUUGAAAUAGUAGAUAUUAGUUAUUAUAUACUAGUAGGUUCUUAAUUUAUUCAUUAAACAAUUAGAUCUAAGAGAUGAGUGUAGCCGAUUCACUUUGUGCAA
Pararge aegeria (speckled wood butterfly) is the source of this 1495-nucleotide messenger RNA. RefSeq names its product clumping factor B-like. Gene Ontology annotation, molecular function: chitin binding. Gene Ontology annotation, cellular component: extracellular region. The annotation marks the transcript as partial. The record is from RefSeq and is a predicted model, not a curated record. The transcript has 2 exons. Lineage: Eukaryota; Metazoa; Arthropoda; Insecta; Lepidoptera; Nymphalidae.